Leptonychotes weddellii (Weddell seal) is the source of this 1068-nucleotide messenger RNA. RefSeq names its product charged multivesicular body protein 4A (gene CHMP4A). Gene Ontology annotation, cellular component: cytoplasmic side of plasma membrane; ESCRT III complex; multivesicular body. Gene Ontology annotation, biological process: vesicle budding from membrane; late endosome to vacuole transport via multivesicular body sorting pathway. NCBI's taxonomy places the organism in Eukaryota, Metazoa, Chordata, Mammalia, Carnivora, Phocidae. The record is from RefSeq and is a predicted model, not a curated record.
GAGGGAUUGGCCCAGGCGGGUCUCGGAGCGCCGAGGCCGCACCCUCCCAGAGCAAGGCGGAAGUUGCCCGACGCCGUGGGGCGGAGGCGGGAGAGGCGAGGGUGGCGAUGAGUGGGCUCGGCAGACUCUUCGGGAGGGGGAAGAAGGAGAAGGGGCCAACCCCUGAAGAGGCAAUACAGAAACUGAAGGAGACAGAGAAGAUACUGAUCAAGAAACAGGAGUUUCUGGAGCAGAAGAUUCAACAGGAGCUACAAAUGGCCAAGAAGCAUGGGAUCAAGAAUAAGAGAGCCGCCCUACAGGCUUUGCGGAGGAAGAAAAGAUUGGAACAACAGCUGGCACAAACCGAUGGGACAUUAUCCACCCUGGAGUUUCAGCGUGAGGCCAUCGAGAAUGCCACCACCAAUGCAGAAGUGCUUCGUACCAUGGAGCUUGCUGCCCAAGGCAUGAAGAAGGCCUACCAGGACAUGGACAUUGACAAGGUGGAUGAACUGAUGGCUGACAUUACAGAACAACAGGAGGUGGCCCAGCAGAUCUCGGAUGCCAUAUCUCGGCCUGUGGGCUUUGGAGACGUUGUGGAUGAGGAUGAACUGUUGGAAGAGCUAGAGGAGCUGGAGCAGGAGGAAUUGGCCCGGGACUUGUUAACUGUGGGUGACAAGGAGGAAGAACCCCCCAUUGAACUGCCCACUGUACCCUCUACACAUCUGCCUGCAGGACCAGCUCCUGAAGCAGAUGAAGAUGAAGAAGCACUAAAGCAGUUGGCUGAGUGGGUAUCCUGAUAAGUCUGGGCUUGUUUUCCCAGUGCUGCCUUCAUUGGUCUCUUUUCCUUAAGUGCCAAGUGCUAAGCUAAAGGAACAUAGCCUUUUGGGGAGGUCCUGCUGAGGGUGAUAGUGUGACCCUGCCUGAAAAGGGGUUGUCGCCCUCCCCUCCCUGGCUCAACUCUGAAAAAGGACCUUGGUGCGAGAGGAGCCCCUGGGCUCCCUUCUCUGAUAGCAGUUACAGUGCCCUUGUUCCCAAUAAAAUCGGGCAGAUGGAACCAUAGUGCUUAUACUGCCUCGUCUACACCUGAAA